This is a messenger RNA of Thamnophis sirtalis, 1299 nucleotides long. The record is from RefSeq and is a predicted model, not a curated record. NCBI's taxonomy places the organism in Eukaryota, Metazoa, Chordata, Lepidosauria, Squamata, Natricidae.
AUGCGAUGGCGCCCUCGGACCCACCCUAGCCGGCCGCUUUUCUUGCCUCCCUCUCCUCUUCUCCGGCCCCCCUACAGCUACAUCGCGCUGAUCGCCAUGGCCAUCCAGGGCAGCCCGGAGCAGCGGCUCACCUUGAGUGGCAUCUACCGCUUCAUCACCUCCCGCUUCGCCUACUACCGAGACAAUAAGCAAGGCUGGCAGAAUUCCAUCCGCCACAACCUCUCGCUCAACGACUGCUUCGUCAAAGUGUCCCGGGACGACCAGAAACCGGGCAAGGGGAGUUUUUGGACCCUGGACCCCGAGUGCCACGACAUGUUCCAGAACGGCUCCUUCCUACGGCGGCGGCAGCGUUUCACCCGCAAGAGGCGUCCCUCCAGAGCCCCGGGGGGCGGCCCAGGGGCCAAGAAGGGGCCCCGGGGUGGCAGGGGCCAGCCGACUGGCACGGGGAUGCCAGGGGAGGCGAUCAAGAGGGAAGAUGGCACACCGAGAGCAGAUGCCACCGGGCAGGGCCAAAGUUCCAGCCAGGCAGUGCCAGGGGCUCAGGGGGCCUUGCCCGUGAAUCUAUUUACGGGCGGGCAGGAGGGUGAGGAUCCAGCUCUGCGUUGCCCAGAGGCCCACAGCCCUUGUGCCAAGCUCAACCCCUCCAAGACGGCGGCGUGUUUCCAUCUGGGCCCCAAAGCUGGCCUCUACAGCCAGCCAUCGGGAUUCUGCUCCCCGGGAAGUAAUUACCAGGUGAAAGGGGCCCUUCUGGAUGACCUCGAGGUUGCCCCCCUGGCGGAGAGGCUGCCCUCCCUAUCCAGCCCGGAGAUCAAUGGAAGCCUGCGGAAUGGCCCCCGCUCUUCGCAGGGGAAGCCCCAGCAGGAAGGCAAGGGGGCAGCACCCCAAGCGUUUGGCCAGCUGGCACCUCACUUCCCGGCUCUUUUGGGGAACGGCAAAGCGGCCCAGCCCGGCCACCGGGCAUAUCCAUCGCCCACCAUCAACAGCCAGGAAGGUUACACCAAAGCUUCGGUCUUGCCCGUCUUCGGUUAUUCCAACCCGGAGUCUCGAGGUGGGGGCUACCAAUGCCGCCUGCAGGCCUUGAAUCUCUGUGGCAAUGAGCCCCCUUGGGACCACCUUCUGACCUCCUCGGCUGCCGCUGGCAAUCCCGCGGCUGCCCUCCAGCCCCCGUCCUUCGUCCAGCUGCCAGGGGAGCAGGAAACCUGGCCGGGGACCCCCUUUUCCCUGCAGGGGGGCAGCAACUAUCCGCUGGGCCUGCCCCACUGCCUCUACAGGACUUCCAGCAUGUUCCUUUUCGAGUGA